AUGGUAUUUGUGAUCAGUUGUCUUUCUGUGAAUGGAAAAAUGAGCCUGCUUACAGCUACUCCUUCAGCUCAGAGCUCUGUUUCAUCUAGACUGCUGAGACUUAGCAUCUUUCUACUGCUUGGCCUGCCUGACUCAAAAGGAAAAGCCAUUUGGACAGCACAUCUGAAUAUCACAUUUCAGGAGGGAAAUCAGAUUAUAUCAGAAUUAGGUGAGAGUGGAGUUUUUGGAAAUCAUUCUCCUCUGGAAAGAGUGUCUGGUGUGGUAGUACUUCCUGAAGGAUGGAAUCAGAAUGCUUGUAACCCCAUGACCAAUUUCAGCAGGCCUGAACAAGCAGACUCUUGGCUGGCCCUAAUUGAACGGGGAGGCUGUACAUUCACACAUAAAAUCAAUGUGGCUGCACAGAAGGGAGCAAAUGGGGUCAUCAUCUAUAACUACCCAGGAACAGGCAACAAAGUAUUCCCCAUGUCUCAUCAAGGAACUGAAAAUAUAGUGGCAGUGAUGAUAGGCAACUUGAAAGGCUUGGAACUUUUAUACUUGAUUCAGAAAGGAGUUUAUGUAACGAUUAUCAUAGAAGUGGGAAGAGUAUACGUGCCCUGGAUGAGCCAUUAUAUCUUGUAUCUGUCUUACUUCCUGGUUUUCAUGUUUACCUACUAUUGUUUUUACUGUACCUGGAGACCUCAGAUGCCCAAUUAUUCCUUAAGAAGGCGAAGACAGAUGAAGGUAGAUGUGAAAAAAGCUAUUGGUCAGAUUGAAUUGCGAAUGCUCAAAGAAGGAGAUAAAGAGAUAGAUCCAAAUGAAAAUGAUUGUGUUGUUUGCUUUGACACAUACAAACCUCAAGAUGUAAUACGUAUUCUAGCUUGCAAACAUUUUUUCCAUAAGGCAUGCAUUGACCCUUGGCUCUUAGCUCACAGGACAUGUCCAAUUUGCAAGUGUGACAUUCUGAGAACCUAA
Messenger RNA from Suncus etruscus (white-toothed pygmy shrew), 951 nucleotides. It is a transcript of the gene RNF148, whose product is annotated as ring finger protein 148. Lineage: Eukaryota; Metazoa; Chordata; Mammalia; Eulipotyphla; Soricidae. The transcript is spliced from 2 exons. Bases 1 to 951 code for a protein of 316 amino acids. The record is from RefSeq and is a predicted model, not a curated record.